CUCCCAGUUGUCAUCUGGCAUGGGAUGGGUGACAGCUGCUGUAAUCCAUUGAGUAUGGGCUCAAUUAAAACAUUGAUAGAAAAACAAGUUCCUGGAAUCUAUGUCAGAUCUUUGGAGAUCGGAAAUAAUAUCGCAGAGGACAUGGAGAAUGGAUUUUUGAUGAAUGUAAACAAACAGAUUACAAUGGCUUGUAAGAAGAUACAGAAUGAUACUAAAUUACAGAAAGGUUAUAAUGCUAUUGGGUUCUCACAAGGAGGACAGUUUCUGAGAGCUGUAGCCCAGAGAUGUCCAACACCAGGCAUGAAUAAUCUGGUGUCUGUUGGAGGCCAGCACCAAGGUGUGUAUGGUUUCCCACGUUGCCCUGGUGAUAAUUCUACUUUGUGUGAUUAUGUUAGGAAACUUCUAAACAUUGGAGCGUAUUAUGAAUAUUUUAUUAUUUGUAGCCUGGUCCAAGCUGAAUACUGGCAGGAUCCUUUGAAUAUGGCUGAAUAUCGAGAGAAGAGUGUUUUUCUGGCUGAUAUUAAUCAAGAAAGGGUAAAGAACCCUGUUUACAAAGAGAAUCUAUUGAAACUGAAGAAUUUGGUACUAGUCAAGUUUCUACAAGAUACCAUGGUCGAUCCUAAAGAGAGUGAGUGGUUUGGGUUUUAUAAAGAAGGCCAAGGUAAACAAAUACUGACAAUGAAUCAAACUCAACUGUACAAAGAGGACUGGCUUGGAUUAAAGAAAUUAAAUGAGACUGGACGUCUACAUCUCCUGAGUUCUGAUUCAAAUCAUUUGAGAAUCACUGAUGAAUGGUUUAUCUCCAAAAUUAUUCCAUUUUUUAAAUAAAUAUCCAUGAAAAUGAUUUUGACACUGUGAUAAGAGAAUGGACAUCAAAAUUUUGUGUUCAGUGUAAAAUGCUCAUGUAUUGUAAUAAUUAUGUUAUGUUACUUAUUUUGAUUCCUGGAUGAAAAUUAACAUAGAGGGACUCUCUCAUUUCCAAUAAACUUUAUAGUUUCUUUGAAAAGAGAAGGUGUGUUAGCCCUUUGAUUUCAUCUUUAUCUUACAGAUGCUUUUAAAACGCAAAUAUUAUUAUAUCAUACUUGUGUAAAUUUAUUUUAGAAUUUUAAGUAUUCAUGACAGGCUGAAUUUAUUUUUAUGGCAAAACGUUUAAUAUUCCCCUCUAAAAUGAUUAAGAAACUCUUAAAGCAAAAAAUUUGAAUGGCACCACCACUAUAAAAUAUUAAGUUUAAUUCUUUGGUGAAAAUUUUAAUGGCAUAACACCUUAUUGCUUGUUUACCUUCAGUCUUAGAAGGCCUGCCACUUAACGACUAGUAAUGACAGUGGGCCCCAUUUCAAGGGCUGUUAUUGAAGGAUCUACUUCCAUGCUUACCUGUUGCCACUCAUUAAACCAUUUGCUUUGUUCUAAUUUUGUAUCUGUACAAUUAGAUGUAGAACAGUUCAGCGUAAAACUCCAUGAGGAUAAUUGACAGUGACUCAGCAAUUUUGAUCCAUGUCAAUAUG
Messenger RNA from Lottia gigantea (owl limpet), 1503 nucleotides. RefSeq lists its product as hypothetical. Gene Ontology annotation, cellular component: lysosome. Gene Ontology annotation, biological process: protein depalmitoylation; receptor-mediated endocytosis. Gene Ontology annotation, molecular function: palmitoyl-(protein) hydrolase activity. The transcript has 9 exons. Bases 25 to 828 code for a protein of 267 amino acids. NCBI's taxonomy places the organism in Eukaryota, Metazoa, Mollusca, Gastropoda, Lottiidae. The record is from RefSeq and is a predicted model, not a curated record.